Pogona vitticeps (central bearded dragon) is the source of this 1285-nucleotide messenger RNA. Lineage: Eukaryota; Metazoa; Chordata; Lepidosauria; Squamata; Agamidae. The record is from RefSeq and is a predicted model, not a curated record.
AUGGCUUCCCAGAAUCUGGCUGCACUGACUGUCCGGAGUGGAGGAAAUGUCUUGGUUCCUUGUUACCCCUCUGGAGUGAUCUACGACCUUCUGGAGUGCCUGUACCAGUACAUAGACUCUGCUGGGCUCUCCAAUGUCCCGUUCUACUUCAUCUCCCCGGUCGCCAACAGCUCGCUGGAAUUCUCCCAGAUCUUUGCCGAAUGGUUGUGUCACAAUAAGCAGACAAAGGUGUACCUGCCGGAGCCGCCCUUCCCGCAUGCGGAGCUAAUUCAGACCAACAAAUUGAGGCAUUAUCCCAGCAUCCACGGGGACUUUAGCAAUGAUUUCAAGCAACCCUGUGUGGUGUUCACCGGUCACCCCUCCCUUCGGUUUGGGGACGUGGUGCAUUUCAUGGAGCUGUGGGGGAAAUCCAGCCUCAAUACGGUCAUAUUUACAGAGCCCGACUUCUCUUACCUGGACGCGUUGGCUCCCUACCAGCCUCUGGCCAUGAAAUGUGUUUACUGCCCCAUUGACACCAGACUGAAUUUUAUCCAGGUGUCCAAGUUACUCAAGGAAGUACAGCCUCUCCAUGUGGUUUGCCCAGAGCAAUACACGCAGCCCCCACCGACCCAGUCUCAUCGCACGGACCUGAUGGUUGAUUGCCUACCCCCACCCAUGUCCUACCGCCGAGCGGAAGUGCUGACUCUUCCGUUCAAGCGCCGCUAUGAGAAGAUUGAAAUCACACCAGAGCUUGCAGAGUCCCUGGUGCCCACCGAGAUGAAGCCGGGUGUUUCCCUGGCAACCGUCACAGCCGUUCUGCACACCAAAGACAACAAGCACGUGCUGCAGCUUCCUCCCAAACCGCCCCAGCCCCAAACUGGCAAAAAGAGGAAACGGGUGACGGACGAGGUGCCGGAACUGAAGCCCGUCAAGCCUUUGCUCAGUGGCUCUGUCCCCGUGGACCAGCUGGUCCAGACUCUGGAGAAGCACGGCUUUAGCGACGUGAAGGUGGAAGACACCCCAAAAGGCCACAUCGUGCUGUUCCAAGACGUGGAAACCCUCAUUCGCAUUGAGGAGGAUUCGACGCACAUCAUGUGUGAAAGCGACGAGGCCCUGCGGGUGAAGCUGCAGGAUCUGGUGCUAAAAUUCCUGCAGAAAUUCUAGCUUUGGCUCGGGGUGGGGGCGGAGCAGCAAUGGAGGCUGGUUCAGGAGAGCAGAGCUCACUGCCCUAGGCACGAAAUUCGGGCUGCUCUCCAGCGUGGCCCUUGUGUCAUUAAAUAGAAAGGAAGAAUUCAACAGGUGUAGC